This is a messenger RNA of Olea europaea var. sylvestris, 2034 nucleotides long. Its product is annotated as pentatricopeptide repeat-containing protein At3g20730-like. The transcript is spliced from 4 exons. Bases 1 to 2034 code for a protein of 677 amino acids. NCBI's taxonomy places the organism in Eukaryota, Viridiplantae, Streptophyta, Magnoliopsida, Lamiales, Oleaceae. Gene Ontology annotation, molecular function: protein binding; RNA binding. Gene Ontology annotation, biological process: RNA modification. The record is from RefSeq and is a predicted model, not a curated record.
AUGCAUAACAAAGCCAUUGAUAAUUUAAUAAAAGCUGGAUCUUUUGUUUCUGCCCUCAAACUGUUCUACGAAAUGCCCAAACGCGAUGUUGUUACAUGGAACAUUAUGGUUUCGGGACAUUAUAGAAAUGGGCUUCCUAUAAAAUCUUUAUAUUUUUAUAAUCAGAUGGUUUCGGAGGGAAUUGUUGAGAAUCCGUCAACUUUUUCAUCUGUUUUGAGCGUGUGUUGUAAUGCAGGGCUGUAUAGAGAAGGACUUGUAGUUCAUUGUAGAGCGAUUAUUUUGGGCUUAAGCAUGAAUAUUUACAUAAGUUCUGUACUUGCUGAUCUAUAUAUGAAAAUGGGAGUUCUUGAUAUUGCUUUAAAAUUGUUUAAUAAUUUGCCCGAGAGAAAUUUGGCUACAUGGAAUGUGAUUUUACGUGGGUUUUGUGAUAUGGGUCGAACGAGAGAGAUGUUAAGGUUGCUUAGAAAUAUGGUAUUGGAGGCUGUGGAGCCUAAUGGUCUUAGUUUUUGUUAUUUCAUUCGGGGUAGCAGUUAUGAGAGGUGUUUAGACGAAGGAAUGCAGCUGCAUUGUUGUGUCACUAAGAAAGGAUUGGUUGAAUCAAAUUUGUUUGUAGCCAAUGCUUUGGUGGAUUUUUACUCUGCUUGUGGGAGUGUGGUCGAUGCUUGGAAAUCUUUUCAAGUUAUUCCACCAGAGGAUGUCAUUUCUUGGAAUUCAAUGAUUUCGGUGUGUGCAUCCAAUGGUUUUCUGAUUGAUGCUCUUGAGUUCUUUGAAAGAAUGCAUUUUUGGGGCAAGAAGCCGUCAGCUUGUUCAUUCUUAGGAUUCUUAAAGUUAGCUGGUGCAACAAAGAAUAUAAUACUUGGGAAUCAAAUUCAUUGUUGCGUUUUGAAAUUGGGUUUAGACAUCGACAGUGUCCUUGUUCUGUCUGCAUUGAUUGACAUGUAUGGAAAAUGUGGAGACAUCGAGAGCUCGGUGGAUAUUUUUGAGAAUGUUCCAAAGAGAGCUCUCGAGUGUUGUAACUCACUUAUGACAUCUUUGCUUCGAUGUGGUCUAAUCGAUGAUGUGAUUGAGUUGUUUGGUCUGAUGAUUGAUGAACAGAUUGGAUAUGAUGAAGUAAGCCUCUCCUCAACUCUGAAAGCACUGGCGAUGUCUACUUUUGCUAGUUCCACCAGCUGCAUGUUGCUGCAUUGUCAUGCAAUAAAAUCUGGUUAUGAAUCUGAUAAUGCAGUCUCUUGUUCUUUGAUUGAUGCAUAUUCUAGAUCUGGUGAAGUUAGAUUUUCCCGCCAGGUUUUCAAUCAGCUUUCCUUACCAAAUUCCAUUUGUUUCACAUCUAUUAUCAGUGCACUGGCGCGAAAUGGAAUGGGAAUGGAAUGUCUGGUGAUGUUUCAUGCAAUGAUCCAAAAUGGUCUAAAACCUGAUGAAAUAACAUUUUUGUGUAUUCUAAUGGGGUGCAACCAUUCAGGACUAGUAGAAGAGGGAAAAUCGCUCUUCUAUUUGAUGCAAAAUGAUUAUGGGAUACUCCCAGAUAGGAGGCAUUAUUCAUGUAUGAUUGAUCUUUUGGGUCGUGUAGGUUUACUAGAUGAAGCAGAGCAGUUGCUGAAAGAAGCACCAAGGGAUGGAAAAUCUGCGAUAUGGAGCUCAAUGUUAAGGAGUUGCAGAAUUCACCAAAAUGAACAAGUGGGAAAGAGAGCUGCUGCAACACUAAUGGAUCUUGAGCCGGAGCAUCCUGCUGCUUGGCUACAAGCUUCAAGUUUCUAUUCUGAAAUUGGGGAUUUUGACUCUGCAACACGAUUCCAGGAGGUUGCUGUGGCAAGAAAGAUUAGAAGAGAUAUAGGUCAUAGUUUGAUUGAGGUGCAUGGUCACCGACAACUUCUCAAAGAAGAAUGUGAUUUUGAACUGGAAGAAUUGAUGCUUUUGCUAUUGUUACCUGAGGAUCAAGAAUUGGCUGGUAAUCAUAUCAUUCUUGAUUUAAAGAAGUGGCUGAAAGAUUUGACAUCUGAUGAACAGCAUCUUAUAGUGGACAAUAGGACUUACUGA